Ochotona curzoniae (black-lipped pika) is the source of this 1874-nucleotide messenger RNA. Its product is annotated as coiled-coil domain-containing protein 12-like. The transcript has a single exon. The coding region runs from base 1 to 417 and encodes 138 amino acids. Gene Ontology annotation, cellular component: U2-type spliceosomal complex; post-mRNA release spliceosomal complex. NCBI's taxonomy places the organism in Eukaryota, Metazoa, Chordata, Mammalia, Lagomorpha, Ochotonidae. The record is from RefSeq and is a predicted model, not a curated record.
AUGGUGGCGGUAGCGGCCGGUGUGGGCAGGUUGGAGGAAGAGGCCCUGCAGCGAAAGGAAAGGCUGAGGGCCCUUCAGGAGAAAACCGGACGCAAGGACAAGGAAGAGGGGAAACUCAAGGCCAAGCAGCCCAGAGAGGAUGAAGAAGGCGAGAAGCACAAGGAACUCAGGCUGUGGAACUAUGUCCCAGAGGAUGAGGACCUGAAGAGGAGGAGGGUACCCCAGGCCAAGCCAGUUGCAGUGGAAGAGAAGGUGUUGGAGCAAUUGGAGGCCGCCAAGCCAAAGCCCAUCAUAGAGGAAGUGGACCUGGCCAACCUCGCCCCCCGGAAGCCUGACUGGGACAUCAAAAGGGAUGUGGCCAAGAAGCUGGAGAAGCUGGAGAAGCUGGAGAAGCACACCCAGAGGCCCAUCGCCUAGCUCAUCCGUGAAAGGCUGAAAGGCCAGGAGGAUUGCCUAGCCUCUGCAGUGGGCGCCACCACCAAGCAAGAGGCCUGCGACUCUGACUGAGGCGUGGCCCAUACCAUCUGACAUCGGGCCUGUCCUGCAGGUGGCUGGACUGGCCUGUUCUGGGUUUGAGAUCAGCUCCUCACCUUCUCAGAACCCCCAUCACCCCAAGGAGACAGAGCUCUGUUGCAUGCCUGGGUCUGUACAUAUGGAUUUUUGGUCUUUUCUGUUUUGUGUAUUUUUUAUUUACUCUCUUGAAAUAGAGACCAGUAAAGGGCUGUGUGUAACCACAAGCUGUUCUCUACUGCUGGGCCCCAGCGUGCUGUGGGGAUAGGCUCCAGGACAGGGCAGAGGUGGUAUCUAAUGUGAGCCACCCCUGCCCUGGGCUGGUGCUGUUAAGGCUGGAAGCCAAGGGGGUUCAAGUCCCAGAUCAGUCUAUGGUUAGUGGCGAUCAUCUCAGAACCAGUGUGUGAUGAAGAAAGGAUCUGACAGUUCCCUGAAGAUCUGCCCCAGGCCCAGGCCAGGUAGUAGUCUGUGGGACCGCUGGAGAGCCCUGACUCCUAUGGGCCCCUCACCAUGUGAGAGGGGUCCCUGCGCAGGAGACUGGGCUGUCAUCUGCACCCUUGGUAGGUUGAUCCCAUGCCAGCUCUGUCACAGGUGCCUCUAACCAGCACACACCCUGAUGUUCCCUUCAGGGUCUGCCCCUGCACUAAGUCAUCGGAUGCGGCUGUGCCUGUGUCAUGCCGUAGAAGCACAGUGUCCUAGCACUGGUAGUCAGUGCCAAGGGACAGGAGUCACGGGCAUGGAGUGUGUGUACAGUCAGUCCACACCUCCCAGGAAGCAUUUGCUGUGUUGAGAAGAGACAGGAGCUUGGAGCUGUGAGGCCCCUGGCUCCUGCACAAGCAGCAACACAAGGCCAGGACUCCAACUCUAACUAAUGACAGUGACCAAACGUGCCCACAGCAGCCAGGAGAAGAGCUGACCUUCCAUGGCUGGGAAAAGAGGAUGGAGACUCCUGUGGGGAACAGGACGCUUGUGGCAGUGGAUAGGCUCGGGCAAACGGUGACUGGUACCCAAGCUUCUGGCAGCCCUAGCUCUGCUGCAGUGCAAACCCCAGAAGGGUUCAGAAAAGGGGUGACUUCUGCAUUUAAAACUGUGGCCCCUGGGCUGAAAAACCGCCCAGUUGGGAAAGAGGAAUACCACUACUACUGUAUGUGGUGGUCACACACAUAGAAAUGACACAGUGCAGGAGGUGGCCAGUGCCUUAGCGAGCAGCUAAGUGGGGGAAUUUAUAUCCAAGGAAACAGAAUUUCCCCAUCAUAACUCAAGAAAACUGUCAAGAAACCAUGGGAAUAAGAAAUAGGCAGCAGGAGGCAUGUUCAGUCUUGUGUUUGUGACCCCCCUGUGUGUUCCACGUUGAGGUACCUGGA